Molecule: messenger RNA, 2808 nt
Organism: Telopea speciosissima
Lineage: Eukaryota; Viridiplantae; Streptophyta; Magnoliopsida; Proteales; Proteaceae
Exons: 1
Coding region: 1-2808 (935 amino acids)
Biological process (GO): proteolysis
Molecular function (GO): aspartic-type endopeptidase activity; zinc ion binding; nucleic acid binding
Source: RefSeq, a predicted model, not a curated record
AUGCGACAACUUCUUCGAGCAAGAUUCCUCCCUCCUGAUCAUCGGCAGUUCCUAUAUCAGCAAUUCCAGAAUUGUACACAAGGAAGUCGGGCUGUAACGGAGUACAUCAAUGAGUUCUUAAGACUCCAAUCUCGUUGCAACUUGGCGGAGAGUGAUGAUCAGCAGGUGGCUCGCUUCGUGAAUGGACUCAAAUAUUCCAUCCAAGAUCGUAUGGCGUUGCAACCAGUAUGGAAUAUGACGGAAGCACAAAACAUGACUCUUCUUGUUAAGAGGACUCUCUCCAGACAAUCAGCAACUUUUAGAAGCCGAUCUGAUCUUGACAAGGGGAAGCAAGUCUCAACCGACCCAAUCAAACCUUCAACACCUUUGCCACGAUCCACAAACAAUAUUGGAGAAGGGAGUCGGUCAACUACCAAAUCAGCUAUGGUGCCCUCUAACUCAACCACAACGAAGAAUCCUUAUGGACGAGCUGAACCCAUUAAAUGUUAUCGGUGUGGUGAACCUGGGCAUCGGUCCAAUAACUGCCCCCAAAGAAAAUCUGUGAACGUGGUUGCAGGUGAUCUGAGUGAUGAACAAGAAUUCGACGACGAUGACGCCAAAAUUGCUAAAGAAGAAGGAGAAGGUGUGACUUGCAUCGUGCGUCGACUGCUGCUCACGCCUAAGCAACAAGGUUCCUCCCAACGCCACCAAAUCUUCCUUACCCACUGUUCUGUGAAUGCGAAAGUCUGUAACGCAAUCAUCGACAGUGGCAGUAGCGAGAACCUUGUAUCAACGACAUUAGUAGACCAUCUGAAACUAAAGACUGAACCGCACCCUGCACCCUAUAAAAUUGGGUGGAUCAAGAGUGGAUCAGCUAUUCCAGUCUCGAAGAUCUGCAGGGUCCCUCUCUCAUUCGGCAAGACGUACAAAGAUGAGGUUCUAUGUGAUGUCGUUGAAAUGGAUGCAUGCCAUUUACUAUUGGGUAGGCCUUGGCAAUUUGACGUGGAAACCAAGCACUUGGGGAAGGAAAACAUAUACAUAUUCAAAUGGCAAGGUCACAAAAUUGCAUUACACCCCAAAGGACCUCUCAAGACUCGGAUCACCACUCCUCACCAAGAAGGAUCUACAUUAUUAGUGCUUGCUGAAUCAGACUUUCAUAGAGAAGUCAAGGAGGCCAAGGAGUGCUAUGCAUUAAUUGUAAAGGGUGACACUCACCACAAAGGCAAGACAGCCGACCCCAUGCAAAUAUUGAUGAAGGAAUUUGGAGAGCUCUUCUCGGAGGAACCACCUACUUGGUUACCCCGACUCCGAGAUAUUCAACACCACAUCGAUUUAGUUCCUGGAGCAAGCUUGCCGAACCUCCCUCAUUAUUGUUUGAAUCCACGGGAAAUAGAGAUCCUACAGGAAAAGGUGGAGGAACUACUCAUGGUAGGGUUCAUCCGAGAAAGCAUGAGUCCAUGUGCCGUUCCCGCUCUCCUGGUGCCAAAGAAAGAUGGGAGUUGGGGCAUGUGUGUCGACAGCCGCGCCAUCAACAAAAUUACUGUUCGAUAUCGAUUCCCUAUUCCUAGGAUCAAUGAUAUGCUGGAUCAAUUAGAAGGCGCCCAGGUAUUUUCCAAAAUUGACCUACGUAGCGGCUAUCACCAGAUCCGAAUCCGUCCGGGUGAUGAAUGGAAAACGGCCUUCAAAACCAAGGAGGGCUUAUAUGAAUGGUUAGUAAUGCCGUUCGGGUUGUCAAACGCCCCAAGUACAUUCAUGCGGCUUAUGAAUCAGGUACUCAAACCAUUUAUGGGCAAAUUUGUGGUGGUUUACUUCGAUGACAUCUUAAUUUAUAGUCGUAGCACUGUCGAGCACAUGAAGCAUCUGAGGGAAGUGUUGACUGUCUUACGCGAAAAUCAAUUAUUUGCAAAUCCCAAAAAAUGCACUUUCUUUGAAGAACGACUGUUAUUUUUGGGCUUUGUGGUGAGCAGCAAAGGGAUCCACGUAGAUGCCGAUAAGGUCCGCGCCGUUAGCGAAUGGCCAUCCCCAACAACAGUCAGGGAAGUUCAAAGUUUUCUUGGACUUGCAUCCUUUUACCGCCGUUUCAUCCGCAAUUUUAGUACCAUGGUUGCCCCUAUCAGUGAAUGCUUGAAAAAGGGUAAAUUCUCGUGGACUGAUGAUUGUGAACAAAGCUUCGCUACGAUCAAGGAAAAAUUGACCACGGCUCCCGUGUUGGCAUUACCCAACUUUGGGAAGGUCUUUGAGAUUGAUUGCGAUGCUUGUGGCGUCGGAAUUGGUGGUGUACUAUCCCAAGAGGGACGGCCGAUAGCAUUUUUCAGUGAAAAACUCAAUGAGGCAAGGCAAAAAUGGUCGACCUACGAACAGGAGCUGCUUGCGAUCGUUCGAUCAUUUCAGACUUGGGAACACUAUUUAUUACCCAAAGAAUUUGUUAUCUACACCGACCAUGAAAGCCUAAAAUAUUUUCGGACUCAGAAGCAUUUGAAUAAGAUGCACGCUCGGUGGGCUACAUUUUUGGAACGGUUUACGUAUACAAUCAAGCAUAAAUCAGGAGUACAAAACUGUGUGGCGGACGCUCUAAGCCGACGUGCAACCUUACUUACAACCAUGCAAAGCGAAGUGGUUGGUUUCGAUUGUCUCAAGGAACUCUACGAGGAUGAUGAAGAUUUUGGUCCGAUUUGGGGGAAGUGUAUCGCAAGACAACCCAUGCCUGACUUUCAUAUCCAUGAGGGAUUUUUGUUCAAAGGGAAUCGCUUAUGUAUUCCUCGUAGUUCCCUACGGGAACAACUCAUUCGAGACUUGCAUGGGGGUGGGCUUAGCGGUCACUUGGGAUGA